Molecule: messenger RNA, 189 nt
Organism: Penicillium coprophilum
Lineage: Eukaryota; Fungi; Ascomycota; Eurotiomycetes; Eurotiales; Aspergillaceae
Exons: 2
Coding region: 1-189 (62 amino acids)
Source: RefSeq, a predicted model, not a curated record
AUGGCUGCCAUGCGAGUCGUGGCGUUCGACAAUAUCUACAAAAUCGUCGUCGAGCACCGGCAUAAUACAGCUCAUCAACCCCACGGACGCGAUUGUCUAGGACCAACUGGCAGGGGCCGUCAGAAGAUCCCCGCCGGGUCUAUUCCCGGCCAUGAAUUCGUCGGUACUGUCCACGAGGUUGGCGUAUAG